AAAACAAACAAACAAAAAACAACAACACAACAGUGCCCCAGACUCCCUCCCUCCAAUGUACACUGCAUACAAAGACUAGACAAACGAUGCCAAAGGUUACACCAGGACGACAAUGAAGUCCAAGUCACUCAUCUUGGCGCUUCUUUUUAUCAAGCUAGCUACUUAAUAUUACCACUUAGAAUCAUUCUCCGAGGCCAGCCAGCUUUCUCAAAAAUCCUCCCCAAAUGCAGUUUACAUUCUUCCUUCACUCCUCCAAACCUUAUAACAUUAUUCCCUUUUCCCGUGGCAUAAUACAAUCCAGAGGCAUCCUCUCUGAGAGUCUACAUCCUUUCAAUCCUCCAAGAAACAGCUCCUCCUCCCAUCCUUGAGCUUUUCUCACCCAGAAUAGGCUGUACCAAACAUUUCUACAUUGUAUUAACUCGAAUUAUAUCACAGAUCGAGGUCUUUGCUUUCAGAAAAGACUCACAUUCUUCUCAUAUAGGCCUCGCAGGGCCUGGCCAAGUACUUCCUAAGCUCGGAACAAAUACUGGUCAACUUUAAUUGAACCAAAUCGGGCGGGGUUUGCGGAGUCUGAGGGUGCAACGUUGGGGAGAGGGGGAUGAAAACACUGGAGGACGGGCUGAAAGCGUCAAGUCCGACACAAAAGAGGCGUCAGACAAAACGCCAAGAGGCUGGGGACUGGGAACGAAUGAAGAGUUGCUGCCAGGGACGACCUGCCACCUGCGCGAGGCAGCGGAGUAGGACGGCUGCCGUUGGUGGGCGUGGUCGCGCCAGUCUCGCGGGAGCGGCCGUUGGGCGGGCCGUUGUCCCUGCGGGCGGGGCGAGUUGCUAAGGAAAUGACUGCCCACAGCGCCUGGCCCAGGCGCGCCGGCCGGGCGGGGUCUGGAGCGGCGCCGUUUCCGCUUCCGCUCCCUCUCAGCUCCCGUCCCGUUACCGCCUCCUGGCCGGCCUCGCGCCUUUCACCGGCACCUUGCGUCGGUCGCGCCGCGGGGCCUGCUCCUGCCGCGCGCACCCCCGGGGCUUCGGCUCCGGCACGGGUCGCGCCCAGCUUUCCUGCCCCUGAGGCCGCCGGCCAGCCGCCGCCAUGGGUGCCUACCUCUCCCAGCCCAACACGGUGAAGUGCUCCGGGGACGGGGUUGGUGCCCCGCGCCUGCCGCUGCCCUACGGCUUCUCCGCCAUGCAAGGCUGGCGCGUCUCCAUGGAGGAUGCUCACAACUGUAUUCCAGAGCUGGACAGUGAGACAGCCAUGUUUUCUGUCUACGAUGGACAUGGAGGGGAGGAAGUUGCCUUGUACUGUGCCAAAUAUCUUCCUGAUAUCAUCAAAGAUCAGAAGGCCUACAAGGAAGGCAAGCUGCAGAAGGCUUUAGAAGAUGCCUUCUUGGCUAUUGAUGCCAAACUGACCACUGAGGAAGUCAUUAAAGAGCUGGCACAGAUUGCAGGGCGACCCACUGAGGAUGAAGAUGAAAAAGAAAAAGUAGCUGAUGAAGAUGAUGUGGACAAUGAGGAGGCUGCACUGCUGCAUGAAGAGGCUACCAUGACUAUUGAAGAGCUGCUGACACGCUACGGGCAGAACUGUCACAAGGGCCCUCCCCACAGCAAAUCUGGAGCUGGGACAGGCGAGGAACCAGGGUCCCAGGGCCUCAAUGGGGAGGCAGGACCUGAGGACUCAACUAGGGAAACUCCUUCACAGGAAAAUGGCCCCACAGCCAAGGCCUACACAGGCUUUUCCUCCAACUCGGAACGUGGGACUGAGGCAGGCCAAGUUGGUGAGCCUGGCAUUCCCACUGGUGAGGCUGGGCCUUCCUGCUCUUCAGCCUCUGACAAGCUGCCUCGAGUUGCUAAGUCCAAGUUCUUUGAGGACAGUGAGGAUGAGUCAGAUGAGGCGGAGGAGGAAGAGGAAGACAGUGAGGAAUGCAGCGAGGAAGAGGAUGGCUACAGCAGUGAGGAGGCAGAGAAUGAGGAAGAUGAGGAUGACACCGAGGAGGCUGAAGAGGACGAUGAAGAAGAAGAAGAAGAGAUGAUGGUGCCAGGGAUGGAAGGCAAAGAGGAGCCUGGCUCUGACAGUGGUACAACAGCGGUGGUGGCCCUGAUACGAGGGAAGCAGUUGAUUGUAGCCAACGCAGGAGACUCUCGCUGUGUGGUAUCUGAGGCUGGCAAAGCUUUAGACAUGUCCUAUGAUCACAAACCAGAGGAUGAAGUAGAACUAGCACGCAUCAAGAAUGCUGGUGGCAAGGUCACCAUGGAUGGGCGAGUCAACGGGGGCCUCAACCUCUCCAGAGCCAUUGGGGACCACUUCUAUAAGAGAAACAAGAACCUGCCACCUGAGGAACAGAUGAUUUCAGCCCUUCCUGACAUCAAGGUGCUGACUCUCACUGACGACCAUGAAUUCAUGGUCAUUGCCUGUGAUGGCAUCUGGAAUGUGAUGAGCAGCCAGGAAGUUGUAGAUUUCAUUCAAUCAAAGAUCAGCCAGCGUGAUGAAAAUGGGGAGCUUCGGUUAUUGUCAUCCAUUGUGGAAGAGCUGCUGGAUCAGUGCCUGGCACCAGACACUUCUGGGGAUGGUACAGGGUGUGACAACAUGACCUGCAUCAUCAUUUGCUUCAAGCCCCGAAACACAGCAGAGCUCCAGCCAGAGAGUGGCAAGCGAAAACUAGAGGAGGUGCUCUCUACUGAGGGGGCUGAAGAAAAUGGCAACAGCGACAAGAAGAAGAAGGCCAAGCGGGACUAGCAGUCAUCCAGACCCCUGCCCACCUAGACUGUUUUCUGAGCCCUCCGGAACUGAGACUGAGUUUUGUCUUUUUCCUUUAGCCUUAGCAGUGGGUAUGAGGUGUGCAGGGGGAGCUGGGUGGCUUCACUCCGCCCAUUCCAAAGAGGGCUCUCCCUCCACACUGCAGCCGGGAGCCUCUGCUGUCCUCCCCAGCCGCCUCUUUGCUCCUCGGGCUCAUCACCGGUUCUGUGCCUGUGCUCUGUUGUGUUGGAGGGAAGGACUGGCGGUUCUGGUUUUUACUCUGUGAACACUUUAUUUAAGGACAUUCUUUUUUAUUGGCGGCUCCAUGGCCCUCGGCCGCUUGCACCCGCUCUCUGUUGUACACUUUCAAUCAACACUUUUUCAGACUAAAGGCCAAAACCUAAUCGUA
Pongo pygmaeus (Bornean orangutan) is the source of this 3134-nucleotide messenger RNA. RefSeq names its product protein phosphatase, Mg2+/Mn2+ dependent 1G (gene PPM1G). Lineage: Eukaryota; Metazoa; Chordata; Mammalia; Primates; Hominidae. Gene Ontology annotation, cellular component: nucleoplasm. The record is from RefSeq and is a predicted model, not a curated record. Gene Ontology annotation, biological process: protein dephosphorylation. The coding region runs from base 1085 to 2725 and encodes 546 amino acids. The transcript has 10 exons. Gene Ontology annotation, molecular function: cation binding; protein serine/threonine phosphatase activity.